Messenger RNA from Ceratina calcarata, 2453 nucleotides. RefSeq names its product sodium-coupled neutral amino acid transporter 9. Gene Ontology annotation, biological process: amino acid transmembrane transport. NCBI's taxonomy places the organism in Eukaryota, Metazoa, Arthropoda, Insecta, Hymenoptera, Apidae. The coding region runs from base 389 to 2146 and encodes 585 amino acids. Gene Ontology annotation, molecular function: L-amino acid transmembrane transporter activity. The transcript has 11 exons. Gene Ontology annotation, cellular component: lysosomal membrane. The record is from RefSeq and is a predicted model, not a curated record.
CACGCAUGCGAUCCUCGCUUAUUUACGACGAGCAAAGAAAAAUCAAGUGGAGGGAGAGUUUGUGACGUAAAGGAUGUACACGCGCGCGCGCGCGCGAUAUAAGUACUCACGUUUACAAAACAGCCGCUUAGUAGUUUGAAAACAAUCGUCUACCUGUUAAAGUUUCGAUCGCUAAUUGUGUUGCUCAGAAUUAAAACACGUUGCACGUUUCGUUACUGAAUUGUUACAUUGCACGUCGAAACUAUAAAUUCAUUCGAGUCGAAAGAGAGAUAGUCUCGUGUAUUCGAAUUUCUGUCGUGCAAAUGAUGUAGAAUUCAUCUGGCCGUUUGUACAAAUUUCAAGUUUUUAUAAAAUAUUCCUCGUCUCUGUUUAUAAGGUUUGCACGUGAAUGAAACCCAACAUGAAUACGUCUAAAAAUGAUUGGGAACCCAUGCGAGACGACAGUGAAUCGGAGAGUGCACCUUUGCUCUCUUCAGGAUCUCACACCAGUGUGGAACCUGCUAUAUUCGAGGACUCGGAGAUCAGUGACUUGGACUCUACUCCUACGAACAAUUAUUUCAAGUACGGUAGUCUAGAAAGCAGUUUGCAUUCUAACGUUACUGUAAUACCAAAGAGACCACCCCUUGUCGCAGAUACUUUAGUUUCACCUUUAGUACUAAACACAUCUUCCACAUUAAAUGUAACACAAGACAGAUGUUGUUAUGAAAUCCAUAAUUCUGAUCUGGUAUUCAAUAGUGAAAGAUACGCUCCAAACAGGAGGCCUUUUUCGAAUGAUUUUACAAACAAGAAUGAGCCUUAUUCGUUGCAACUGCAGGAAGAGACUGUGAGUAAAGACACGGGGCAAAACUCUCUAGUCACUGUAUUUUCGAUAUGGAACACGAUCUUGGGUUCCUCUUUAUUAACGAUACCGUGGGGUAUCCAAAUGGCUGGCUUUUUCCCUGCUAUUAUUUUAACACUCGUAAUGAGUGGCUUGUGUUUGUACACUGCUUAUUGCCUUUUACUAGUGCAUAGAUAUCACGGUGGGCAGAAAGGUGUGGAAGUAGUCGACUUGUGUCGCACGUAUCUUAAUAAAUGGGCAGAGUACGUUGCCAAGGCGUUUAGUAUUACUGUAUUACUCGGCGCGGUUAUUGCCUAUUGGGUACUAAUGUCCAACUUUUUGUACAAUUCUGUAAAUUUCAUUUAUGACAAUGUAGCGACUCGACAAUACUCUAUAAACGUAAAUAAUAGUUUAAACACAUCAGAAAUAUUGUGUCCAAAGGUAGUAAUUUACAACGGUACAAAUAGUACAGUGAUAAUUCACGAUUACACGUCGAGUACAUUGGGACCAGCCUGGGAUUUGUACAAAACAGUUCCCCUCUUCCUUGGCCUAUUAAUAUUUCCAUUGUUGAACUUUAGUAGCCCUACAUUUUUCACAAAAUUCAAUUCUCUCGGAACAAUGUCGGUCGUGUAUCUAAUCGUCUUUGUCCUGAUCAAGUCCGCAAGUUGGGGGAUUAACAUGAGCGAAUCCGAUUGGGAAGUCGGCUGGAUAUUGAGAUCCUCGUUUCCAGCACUGUCCGGGAUGUUGGCCAUGUCGUUUUUCAUUCACAAUAUUAUAGUCACCAUAAUGCAGAAUAAUCGUGAUCAAAGUAAAAAUGGACGAGACCUUUCGAUAGCGUAUCUGCUCGUUACGUUCACUUACAUCAUAGUGGGUGUAGUAUUUUACGUGUGCUUUCCGUUGAGUAAAGCUUGCAUCGAAGACAACAUGCUGAACAACUUUCAAAAAUGGAGCGGCUUGACGGUCGGCGCUCGGAUCGUGCUUCUUUUUCAAUUAUUAACGGUUUACCCGUUGCUCGCGUACAUGCUACGUGUUCAAUUGCUCGCAUCGAUAGAUAAAAGAUCCAGUAUGGGUUGCGUCGUCGUAGUAAACCUUGUAUUAAUAUCUGUAUGCAUUCUGUUUGCAGUAUUUGUACCGUAUAUCGGUACGAUAAUACGAUACACGGGUGCGUUGAGUGGAUUUAUUUAUGUCUUUACGUUACCGAGUUUAUUGUAUUUAACAAUCUUGAAAAAACAGGAUUCAUUGUCGAUAUUUUCGAUAGUCGUGCACACAACUAUUCCUAUAAUUGGAUUCUUGAAUUUAGUAGCGCAGUUUUUCAUUACAGAGAAGUAGUAAACUCGAUUCUGAAAUUUCAUUCCUGGCACGCCACAAUGCAAUAGACACGUGUUAGUAAACAUCUAUGGAUGAACAUGCCUACACGAAUGUAAAGGUAAUCUUGUAGUAUACAGAAUGCAUAGAGAGAUACCGACGAGAUACGGAUUUUUUUUAUAAAAUCUUUUAAAAGAACAGAAAGAUUAGUCAUUUGUGUCAAUUCUAAACAAGAUCUGAUGUAUACUCUGAUUUAUUUAUAACGAUAAACAAUAUUUACAAUGUAUAAACAUAAAUAUACAGAUCUCAUACCUAGGUACACCGGUUUUAA